Messenger RNA from Eleginops maclovinus (Patagonian blennie), 2706 nucleotides. Its product is annotated as zinc finger protein 615-like. The transcript is spliced from 4 exons. Lineage: Eukaryota; Metazoa; Chordata; Actinopteri; Perciformes; Eleginopidae. Bases 305 to 1549 code for a protein of 414 amino acids. The record is from RefSeq and is a predicted model, not a curated record. Gene Ontology annotation, biological process: regulation of transcription by RNA polymerase II. Gene Ontology annotation, molecular function: RNA polymerase II cis-regulatory region sequence-specific DNA binding; DNA-binding transcription factor activity, RNA polymerase II-specific.
AGUUAGUUGGGCUACUCAGUAUUAAGUUAGCUUUAAUAUUUAGGCAAUUCAUCAAACUAUCCUUUAUUGUGCCUUUGAUAAUGUGGUAAAUUGUUGAGGAUUUCUUUUUUAUUAAUAAAACAUAAACACGGAUCAUAUCAAAUAUCCAGGAAAACGUGAACCAAAGCUGCCCCUGCUUUCCAGGGAUUACGGUAACCGGCGCCAUGCUACCGGAAGAGUCAUUGUGUUGUCCCUUUUGUGAGCUAACGCAGCGACUGAGUUGCGCUUUUUUCCAACAUAAUUCACGGCGGAAGCAAAGUGAAACAUGACUGCAAGCAUGCCGCCGGGGCGCCUGAAUUUAGAGUCGCAGCUAUUGUCCAUAAUGGACGUGCUGGUAAAAGCGGCCGUGGCGGAAAUCAGUCAGCUGUUCUCGGAGAGCUCGUCGUCUCUCCGUUUGCAUCUCACCCAGAGCCUGAAGGAGAAUGAAGCCCUGAGGAUGAGGAUGAAGGUGACCCGGAGUGAGCUGUUCUCCCUCCGGCUGCAGACCAGGACCAACCGGCCGGUCAGCCGCUUCUCCCCGAUCCGAGGAUACACCCCCAAACCCCGUGCUAGACCCCACGUUGUCACUAAGCCACCAAUGUGUCAAAAGAUGGAAGCUGCUGUGGAAACUUCUACUAUUGCUCUACAAUCAGAGAACAAGACUGCCUUCCCGGCCCCUCAAGUGGAGUGUGCAGUGGAGGAGACCUCAGAUGUCAUCCUGAUCAAAGAUGAAGAAGACAUGGGAGGAUGUGUGCCAGUUGGAGGUCAGGAUGACUUUGGAAACCAUAGUACGCAGGGUGGGGUUUCUACAGAGACUCGGAAAUUGGACUCCUGCCGGACAGAUGAUAAUGAGGAUCUGAGAAUCGUGAGUGUUCACGGACGAGGGGAUGGGCCUCUGCAGGAGGAGAGCGACACACUGUUCACUGCGUCUGAACUCCAGGCUUUUAGCUCACUUUCUCCCGACCACAACAUCCACCAUGACAGUCUCCUGAAUUUCACCACAGGUGCCAGCGACAGAGUCCCAAUGAGAGGGAUGCAGGAUAACAGAAACCAACAAAUGGCUUCAACAGCAUUGAAUCCUGCAAUAAAAACGCAAAUAAUAGGAGCUGAUGGUCUUGUGGGGCACCCCAGUCUUGUUAGUCAGUUCACUCAGCAGCCAAACAUCUACCCUCAUGGCAUCAACAAAUCUCUGGACUGUACGUUCUGUGGUGAGCGCUUUCUCAGCCGUGAAGACCUGAUUUUGCACAGAGCAAGUCACACCGGAGAGCCGCCCGUUCUUUGUACCUUUUGCGGCAAAUCAUUUUUCUCCAAGACCACACUCGGCAUUCACAUGCGCAUUCACACAGGGGAGAAGCCUUACGCUUGUAAUCAAUGUGGGAAGCGCUUCACGCAGAAUGGAAGCCUGAAGAUCCACCUGAGGACUCACUCUGGAGAAAAGCCAUACACGUGCAACCAGUGCACAGCCAGCUUCAACAACCCCAGCAACCUGCGCAGACACAUGAUCACACACAACAGUAACGGGCUGAUCUGACAAUGAAAGAUACAAAGGCUUAAAGACUUAACAUGAGAUUUUAUAUUUUUAAAGAAUUCACUUUUACUGACUGUGCUGCAUUGUGUUUGUGUGCUUUCGUUUUUUUUUUUUGUUAACUUCAAAGAGAAGUUAUAAUUGGUCUAAUGCACUCCUUAAAGCACGAGUACACCAAUGUUUAUCUUGUCAGAUACCCAGUAAAAUGAAUAAGGUUUUUAUUCAUCUUUUUAUACCAUCUGAAAAAAUAUAUGACUCUUUCAUCUUUCAAGGAGUAAUUACAGUGCCUUCAUUUUAAUCAAAUUGAUAAAUACUUUAAACAAUGUUUACACAGCUGAUUCUGCAAAAUAUACAACUGUAGCUUCAUGCUAUAAGUAAUCAGUCAAUGUGAAAGAUAUGCUCAUCUUUAGAGACUCUCGCAUUUGUUGUCUUGACUAUUCAGAACAAAUCCUGUAAACUUUAGUGAAAAUCAUGUGCACAACCGUGAGACAACCAUACAACAGAUUCAGAUUUGGACGUUGGAUAACAAUGUAUAUAUUGUGAUAUAGUAAAUGCUCAAGAAAACAGUUGAUCUAUAAUCCAAUUAAUUAAAUUAUAUAUUCAAUUGAAGGUAUCACACUGAUGCAGCAGCCCUGUCAGUCCAUAAGACAGUUCUGCUCAUUUAUCUGCCAAGGUUAGAGAUAUUACAGAUACUCAAGGGGUCACAUUUUUUAACUGUUCUGGCAAAAUCCAGUUAUGACCAGGUUAUGAUAUGAUUCACACAUUUCUAUUGGUAUGUAUUGCAUGGGCGCCAAACCCUAGGUACAUCAAAUCAUGUUACUACAGUUAUGAAAUUCACAGUGGACAAAAAAAUCCCCAAAACACUGACUAAUCAUCCGAUUUAGAGUAAUCUUAUCACAAUAUUAUAAUUUAUUAGCAAUCAAAAAUGUUUGUCCUACUGUAUUGUAAGCUGAAUACCUGGUGUAGGAAGAGGGACAUUUAAACAUGUUUUCUUUUUGUAUGUGUGUAUAAUUUAAAAAUCAAACUACCUCCACUUUCUUCUCUGUUUCAGCUCUUCUCCUUUUUUGCACUUCCCAGAAUGUUAAAGACUGCUCAUUAAUACUUUAAGUGUGGUUUCUGUCUGUGGAUUUGUAAAUAAAAAAAUAUGGAUUUGUUUAACAGUU